AUGAUAUAUUCAUACCAAGUUUUUCAUUAUGAACCAAUAUCAUAUACUUUGCUACCCAUUUGGCUUCUGAUUUUGAUUACUCACAUUGCAUUUGGAUUUAUUUCAUUGCUUGAGCUUGGGUCUAUCCUAUGGCCAUUAAUUGUCUCGAUUUAUGUUUCAUUUGCAUACACAGUAAUUGGAGGUGUUGUGGUAUCAUCUUUCGCAAAUAGCACUUUCAAUAUAGUAAUGGGAAUAGUAGUAAUACUAGUUCAUGAGAUUAUCUAUUGCUUCAUUAAUUUUAGAAUAAGAUUGCAAUCUCAAAAACUUAUUAAAAGAUAGAAAUUAUUGGAUUCACUCAAUAGACUAAGUUCAGUUGUAAUAUUCAAAGAUAUCUCUCCUUCACAAAGUGAUUAAUUUGCAAGUGGUAGAUAUUUGAAUUCAUCAUUGAAUGAAGAUGAUGUCAUCAAAUUAAGCGAAAAUUUGACUAUUAAUGUGAUUAGAUAAUACAAAAUCAAAAGACUACAAAGAUUGUAUAAUAAGAGAGACUGUGACAGUAUCUACAAUUAAGGCUAGUCUGUCAAGAAUUCAGUGGAAGAGAGAUCGGAGCAUUUCGAGGACAUAGAAGAAAAAUUAAUGACUCAUCAAAAUUAGGAUUAUUUGCUGUCUGAGAAACUAAUAUCCAAUGCUAGGCCAUUUACAAGUACCAUGAAAAGAAUGAACCAUAGCUCAUGGACAACUGAGCAAUAAUCAAAGCAUCAAAAUGGGAAGACAACGACUGUAAAUGGCUACAGCAUAAGAACUGAUUCAGAACUUGAUGAUAAAAUACUCACUGAUGAAAUUGUUAUUGAAAACAACUAAAGUCCUGAUUUCAAAUUCUUUAUGUUCAACUAGAAUUUUAAUCAAGAACAAGGGUAAGUUUGA
Molecule: messenger RNA, 900 nt
Organism: Stylonychia lemnae
Lineage: Eukaryota; Ciliophora; Spirotrichea; Sporadotrichida; Oxytrichidae
Source: the annotation of a GenBank genome assembly